AUGUUGCACCUGAGUGGUAAAGCUUGCAAUACGAUCUGAUCCUUGUAUUGUGCAACCCAAAAGAAACCAAAUUUUUGGAUUUAUUUCCGAUGUUUUUGGCUUCUUUGCCAACAAUAUAGAUUCUUUCUUUCUUUCUUUUUUUUUACUAUUAUUACUAUUUUUUCCUUGUUUGCAAGCCAUUUUACUCGGAAUUUUCAGAUGUUCACAUGUCCGCUCAGCUGUCCGACUCUCCCCAUACAGACAUUCCCGACCCUGAACCAGUGCCACUGAUAUCUGAAGGAGGUUGAGAAUUGGUUUCAUCUACACUGGCUGGAUGGAGCUGUUAAAACAUUUAAAGAAGAAGUUGAUUCUCCUCUUCAUCACUGCACUCUUCCUCUUUUUGGUCUUGACUGUGAAAACGCCCAGCACAUACAAAUCAAACCCAAAAUCAUCAGUGCCUCCAAGUGCUUGCUCCAUGAGGAUAUCCGAGCAGACCAUCACGCCGCUUAACAAUACCAAGCACUUCCUGGUGUCAGCCUACAUGGACCAAAGAGUGAAGGAUUUUGAUAUACGCAUCAUUGGCAUAUUUAGGAGAGACUCCAUCCAACCCCUUCACUGCUUUUUCUGCUGUGCUGGUUAUUUAAGUGAAACCACUCCAGCAACAAUUUUACAGCAUCCAGAUAACUAUGGUUUUCCCUUUGUCACUACGGAUGUCAUGUGUCAGAUUCCUCAGAACUGCAAUGCAACAUACAUCACUCUCUUGACUACACCAGACAAACAGAGUCCAUCAAAUCAUCCAUGGCUCCCAAUAAGAAACAAAGACACAGUUGGACAGAAGGAAGAAAACAUGCAGUUUGACUUUACGGUCUGCAUCUCUAACCUCUUUGGCGACUACAACAAUGUGCUUCAGUUUGCACAGACUCUGGAGAUGUACAAGUUGCUGGGUGUGAACAGAGUGGUGAUCUAUAACACCAGCUGUGGUGCAGGGCUUGAUCGCCUGUUGCAGAGUUACAGCGACGAGGGCUUUGUGGAAAUGGUUCCUUGGCCCAUUGACAAGCAUCUGAAUCCAUCUCGUGGCUGGCUUCACUCAGAGCAUGGAGGGGAUUUGCAUUACUUCGGCCAGCUGACCACACUUAAUGAGUGCAUUUACAGAUCAAUGGAGCGUUCUCGCUACGUCCUGUUGAAUGACAUUGAUGAGAUUAUAAUGCCAUACCAGCACAAGGACCUGAUGUCUUUGAUGAACAUGCUCCGAAAUCAGCAUCCAAAUGCAGGGGUGUUCCUUAUUGAGAAUCAUAUUUUCCCAAAGAAACACUUUGAGCCAAGCGGACGGUUUCACCUGCCUCAGUGGAACGGGGUGCCAGGAAUUAAUAUUCUGGAGCACAUCUACAGGGAGGACCCCGCCAGAAACAUAUACCAUCCAUACAAGAUGAUAGUUCGGCCAAGAAUGGUGGAGUGGACUUCAGUCCAUGAAGUGAUCAAGAAUUUUGGAGAACGCUACAAGGUUCCACUAGAUGUUUGUCGGAUCGUUCAUGUCCGCGUGGCUCUACUGGGAUCAUUAACCCUGGAGCAGCUUAAUGUGGAUAAACGACUGUGGGACUUUCAGGAAAAACUCAUUCCCAAUGUGGACAAAGUGUUGAAGAGGGUGGGAAUGCUGAACUUGACGCAGAACUGAUGGAUAAGAUUUACAGGCACUACGAUGGACACUUGUUAAACGCACUGAAUCAGAUCGUGAAUGUGCAUCUUUGAAUCAGGGGCAUUUGUGUGUCAUUGUUUUUUGAAUAGUUUGCUUAUUUUGCACCAAGUGCCAGUAAAAUCCCUACACUUACCUGAAUCCUGUUUAAUUGCCAAUCUUGAAUAAUUACAAGCUUUUUGAAGGGCACAGUGGUUCUAAUGCUGUGUGAUAUGAGUGUGACCAUUUAAAUAGUCCAUAAUAUAAAUCUGUUGACUUAAAGAACUGCAAAUGUUUUAACUGUCCUGUGUAUGUCCCCUGAAGAGAGUAAAAACAUUUACUAAAUCCACAAUAUAACGUCCCAUAGAAUUUGUCCAGUCGUCAGGUUGGAAGAACCAGAGAUGGGGAAAGAAUUUGUAUCUGGGAUGGCUGUAGCUCAGGAGGUAGCGCAGGCUACCUACUAAUUGUAAGGUUGGUUCGAUCCCUAUCAAAUCACCACAAUAUGCCAAAUAUUCUUUGGCAAGACAAUAACCCCAAGUGUCUCUGUGAUGUAUACACUGCAUUAUGAAUGUUAGAUAAAAAGAGCUUAUGGAAUAAAGUUUAAAUACUAUUUUGAGAGUAAAGUCAACAUGUUAAUCAUGUCUUGAAAGACGUGGCGCUUCCUCCUAAGGUUUAAGGAUAAUGUUGGUAAUAUAAAGUUCUUAUAUAUUUUAUCAUUUGUUGUGACCUUGACCCAAUUUUCCCCAAAAUGAAUGGCUCGCGCUGUUAUUGGUAUGAACCAUCACACACAGUAGGAAAAUGAUAUCUUUGACCCGUAUUCGCAUUCCAGCCUUUACAUUCGUUACAUAACUUACAUUCAAUAACUAGAGAUGGUUGUGUGAGGAAAAUCCAAGAAAAUAAACAUUUUGUGAAAUACUCAAAACAGCCAGAUUGGCACCAACAACCAUGACAGGUUCACUAAAAACACCUUUGUUCACCAUUCAAAUACUGUUUUGACUUCGGGGAGUUGUCUUGACCAUGUCUAUGUGCCUAAAUGCAAUGAGUUGCUGCCAUUGCAUAUUUUUAAAAUGAUUUAUAUAUCUAUAUUUCUUUAUCAAACAAACUGUGAUCAUUCCUUUUGCUGUAACCAGCAAAAUAAAAUCUUUGUUUUUCUUUUUUUUUUCUUUGUUUUUGUGAGCAAAUCAGGUGCAUUGUAAAAGGUUAAUUUUCUAGCAUAAGGGAAGAAUGGAUGAAUUCGUAAAUGAAUGAAUGGUUGGUUGGAUGAAUGAAUGUAUUCCUCUGGUUGUACAGGUCUCAUCUGUAACUACUGCAAAUGAUUAUUUGAGGUUUGGAGGUAUUUAAGCCAAAUGAUUACUUUUGUUUUCCACCAGUAACAUUUAAUGUUUAAGUGUGUAUAACAAAGACAAAAGAUAAUUGCGAUACAUUCUUUUCGAAAGCCAUUGUGUGGCAUAGCAUGCCAUUUUCUUUGUAUUCAGAGGACAGUUUUAAAAAUGUAUGUGGGGGUUUGGUUUUUGAGGGGUUUAACAGCUUUUUGUAACAGUUGUGGCUGGAUGACAUUAAAAAAAAGUAAUAAUUUUCCUGUAUUCACAUUUCAUGUCUUUUUAUAUUUCUACUCACCAACAUUUAAGAAAGAUGUUCUAGUAUUAGCUUCAUUUAGUUGCUGUAGGAAGUAGUACUUUUACAAAUAAGCUUUUAUGAAAUGUAAGAAAUUUGGGGAAA
Oreochromis niloticus (Nile tilapia) is the source of this 3367-nucleotide messenger RNA. RefSeq lists its product as uncharacterized. Gene Ontology annotation, cellular component: cytoplasm. Gene Ontology annotation, molecular function: glycosyltransferase activity. The coding region runs from base 314 to 1651 and encodes 445 amino acids. The transcript has 6 exons. The record is from RefSeq and is a predicted model, not a curated record. NCBI's taxonomy places the organism in Eukaryota, Metazoa, Chordata, Actinopteri, Cichliformes, Cichlidae.